Messenger RNA from Serpula lacrymans var. lacrymans S7.9, 351 nucleotides. RefSeq lists its product as uncharacterized. NCBI's taxonomy places the organism in Eukaryota, Fungi, Basidiomycota, Agaricomycetes, Boletales, Serpulaceae. The record is from RefSeq and is a predicted model, not a curated record. The coding region runs from base 1 to 351 and encodes 116 amino acids. The transcript is spliced from 4 exons.
AUGUCCCCUGGUUGUUGCAUUGUACUGGCUCCUCAAACAGCAUUGCAAAGCAAUUCAGACACCAUCUGGGUUGCUUUGGACAGCAACCACGGUGCGCAGCCUCAAUUUGCCAUUCUGCACCAAAAAUGGAUCAAAAACAUGAAAUACAACAAGCUCUACGUCGCAGUUCGGGCUCUACGUCAUCAGGCCAAUGUCACUAUCGCGCUAACUGCUACACCGGUGCUGACAAGACCAUCCGAUCUAUGGCACGUUGGUCGCUUCAUGGGGCUGUCUGGAUUUGAAGGCCCCAACAAUGACAACAGAUAUAGGACUAUGAACAAGGGGAUAAACGCAUCUCAGCGUAAAGAUUGA